GGCAACAUUGCCCACGGCUAAAAAAAUCGACUUGUUAACUUUAUUUUGUUUAUUUCGCUGUUUACUUUCAUCCGUAUAUGAAGUUUUGUGCAUUCGUUCAUAUUCACGGGUUUUAAUGAAUUUGUGAUCAAAAUAAUAAAAUAUAUAAUAAAAUUGUUGAAUUUCAUUCGCAUUGAAAAAUUUUGGUUUUAAAACAAUUUACAAUUCUAGAAAAAAAAUCAUAAAACGUAAAAUAUUAUGGUGAGAAGUGAAAAAUAGUGUUUUUAUAAGCUAGUUAAAUGUCCUGAUAAAUGCGUAGAUAACUUGAAGCGGGUGUUUACUUAUUACGAAUUGCAAUUGACUGCAUAUCACAAACAAAUUCCGUCAAGAAUUACUAAAAUUUAUAAGAAAUUAUUGGUAAUUUCGAAAAUUUCUGUAAUAUCCAUAUCCAGAGAGUAUUAAAUAAACAAAACGUUGUGCUGAAAAGGCGGCAAGAGACAAAAGCUGCCGACAACAGUUCCAAAGUUGCUACUAAACUAAUAUUUUUGAAAAAGUCCACAACCCUCAGCAAUGGGUCAGCUUAUGGCAAAAUUGGCCGUACCGCUACAGCACUGCAGCGACAAUGUCGUCAAUAUAUUAGCUGGACGCCGCAAACGAAAACGUUCGCUAGACUCUAGCAGCACUUCAGAUGAGCUACAGAAUAGCGAAACGCAAUCGCCAAAGAAAAAAAGACUACUCACCACCACACAAUACAUUUACCAGGCGCUUUUUAAGGAGCAGAAAAAUUCCGAUAUUGCCGUUAUGGCGCUGGGCAAGGUGUGGAAUCUACACAAGGUGUAUCUAUGUCAGAGCCCGUACUUUUACAGCAUGUUCAAUGGUUCGUGGAAGGAAUCCUGUCAGGAUUUUGUGCACAUUAAAAUUUUAGAUGAACACAUAACGCUGGAAGCGCUGGAUGCCGUUUUUGGUUCCAUGUACUCCGAUGAGAUAGAAAUUGAUCCAAAGGCAGUGAUUUCGGUAUUGGCCACCGCGACACUCUUCCAUUUAGAGGGCAUUAUUGACAAAUGCGCUGAAGUGAUGAUUGAAACCAUUAACGCGGAGACUGCCAUUAGUUACUACGAAGCUGCUUGUCUCUAUGGCAGCGUGAAUGUUAAGAAAGCCGCAAUGGUGUUUUUGGAAACAAAUUUACUCUGCAUUUAUCCCAAAGACGAACAACUGCUGCGACAGAUCAGCGUAGAGUUAAUGACAAAACUGGUAGCCAGCCCCGAUUUAUACGUUAUGCAGACGGAGUUUUCCUUAUACACAUUACUGCGUACUUGGAUGUAUCUGCGUCUGCAUCCACUUUACGAUGCCGAAAACACUGCGGAUAUACCGCCUACAGCCGGUGAGGGCGAUGGCAGUAGAAGUGGCGUUGCCGGCAAUGCCAACAGCAAUAACAGCAACAGCGUUAGUCAGUGUCUUGCAGAACUGGUGAAAGAUUACUUUGCAAAUCGCAGUGAGAAACGUUCAUUCCUGGCCACAGCUGAGGGUCAACAAUUUGUGCCGGCAUUCCAAGCGUUACGCACGCAGUACUUAACCAAUCAUCAUACGGAUUUGAAAAUCGUACUUAAUGACAAUGUUAUACCAAAGGAUUGGCUGCAUAGUCAUGUAUUGACGCAUUGGCAUUCUAUUUUAAAGGUUGACCACCUGCCGGAGGAGGGACCGCAAAACCUCGAUGCCGAUGUCUUUUAUAAGAAUUGUAUGCGCUGUGGUCGCGUACUACUCGAGCCCGGCUAUCAGAAGUGGCGUUGGACAGGUUUCAACUUCGGCUUAGAUCUUGUGCUGGUCGCUGAUUCACGGCUACUUAGCAUACGUCGUCACCAUCGUAAUGAGCAUGAGCGUUUAUUGAGUCUACAAACGAAAAGGCAGUUUAUGAUACGCACUUCGGUGACCUCGAUCAAUUCACAACGUCAACCAACGUUCACGCAAAAGACCGAAAUAACUUCGCUCAGUCUGGAAAAGAAUCAGGAAGUGACGAUAAUGCUUAUGGACACCAUGCUGGUGCAUCCACUGCUCAUAUCGGUGAAUCUGUUGGUUGUGCCGCCGGCGUCACAGCACUUUAAGCAACAUGUGUACAGCAAUGAAGACACACUAAAUACGGCGACAGUUCCUAUAUCAGAAAUCGGUGCCAAUUGCAAUCCGGCCGGCGAUGCGGCGUCCGUACAGCGGCCAGGCACGCCAACAAACAGCAUUGCAGCCGCUGAGCGUCUAAUGUUGUCGGCCGAUGACUCGGCGGUGUGUGUAGUGCCGCCUUCACCGCCAAAUGUACCGUCAAUGCCGCUAACACCGCCGCCCACACAUCGCGCUGCCUCCACAACGUCUACAGUGUCGACGGCUUCAUCCGUUGGUUCGGCGGUGUCGGUCUCCUCGUCGGCGUCCGACUUUGUAUAAAGUAGAUUAGCUAAAUGCCAUAGGUAUAAUAUGGAGACGUUCCAUAUAUUUUGUGAUUAUUUUACUAACGAAAUCGUGUUCAUAUUUUUCAUACAUUUGAAUAUUAUUUUUUAAUACUUUUGCAAUAUAAAUUCUGCCACAAACGCGCACAAACAGCAAAAAUGGAAAAUGCUUUCAUCCAUUAAGAAGAAUUCUCAAUUGUCUAAAUAUUUGUUUGUACAUUGUGGGGGAAAAAUGAAAAGUGAAUUCCGCUCAGGCUAUGCAUUGCAAUAUCGUAUCCAUAUAAAUAUUAUGUAGAAACCAAAUUAUGCUUAAAAUAUGUAUGUUGAUUUUAAGAAAGCAUACGAUCUGGAACGAGAGUUUACACUGUACUGCUGAGUUUGCAUUUUCGUUUAAGUUCAAUAACAAAUGAAAUUUGAAGUUAUUUACAUUAGUAAUACUCGCUUUGCAGCUUUCACAAUUUAUAAAUCAUGAUUUUACAAAAGAUAAUAUCGUAUUAGAAUGUCAAAUUCUCGCAAUACGUACAUGGAAACAUACAUAUAAAAUAUCGCUAUGUAAAUAUAUUUGUAUUGAAUUAAAAUUUAUAUAUAGUUGUAUACCAAACUUUUUUAUACUUAUAUACUAUCUUGUUUUUUUUUUUACUCUGUACAUACAUACAUACUAUAUUAUGUAUAAUCAUGAAUGGUGUCGCACAAAUAAUAUACAACUAACUGCGUUAACAAAUCAA
Zeugodacus cucurbitae (melon fly) is the source of this 3133-nucleotide messenger RNA. RefSeq names its product protein germ cell-less. The record is from RefSeq and is a predicted model, not a curated record. The coding region runs from base 550 to 2406 and encodes 618 amino acids. Gene Ontology annotation, molecular function: protein binding. The transcript is spliced from 7 exons. Gene Ontology annotation, biological process: germ cell development. NCBI's taxonomy places the organism in Eukaryota, Metazoa, Arthropoda, Insecta, Diptera, Tephritidae.